AUGCUCGCCCUCGACGGAUCCACCCUCGAAGGCGGCGGCCAACUCGUCCGUGUGGCUCUCUCCAUCGCAGCCAUCUGCGCCGUUCCCGUGCACAUCUACAACAUCCGCGCCGGACGGGGAGGGGGAGGGAACUGGCACCACAAGCGUGCGCACAAGAACGGUCGAAGAAGUAGCCAUCAGGGAAGUUUUAACCACAGCAGCGGCGGUGGAGACGGAAGUGACCGAGGAAGUAUCUCCCCGCGGGGUCCGGCGGUGGCUGCAACGAAACCAAAGAAGCCUGGUGGUGGGCUCAAGGAGAGCCAUUUGGCAGCGUUGAUCUGGUUGGCCCGCGAAUGCGGCGCGGAGGUCGAAGGGGGCGAGAUUGGGAGCCAGGAACUGACGUUCAAGCCUGCGCGGCGGAAGAGAGACCGGCCGUGGACUGCGGCAGGGGCCGCGGAGGACGCGGACGUGAUUGAGCUGAAGAAUCCCGGCAGCGUCUGGCUCAUCUGGCAGGCCAUUUUCCCGUACAUUGUCUUUUCGACGCUCCACACGCGCAGUCACAGAGGAUCAGAAGCAUCACCGGCCUUCCGCAUCCGUCUCAAAGGUGGGACAAACGUGCCCAAGUCCCCAUCCAGCGAAUACAUUCAGCAGGUGCUCCUCCCUUUAUGCGAGCGAAUCGGGCUCCCCAGGGUUGAAGUCCAGGUCAUUAGGCGGGGGUGGACGACGGGCGCUGCAGAAAUUGGAGAGGUUGAGAUUUCCGUGUUCCACCCCGAGAAGUCUGGUAAGGACAAUAUGAUGGCGAAGCCAGAGGGCGGUGGUGUGAUGGGAAAACCAAAAGGCAAGCUCAGAGAAGACGAAGUCGACGAAGGUGACGACGCGGGUUUCGUCCUCGCCCCUUUCUGGAUCGCCUCACCACGCCCCAGUACCAUAAGCUCCGUGUCGAUGACCAUCCUGGCCGGCUCCCCCAAGACGCAUUCACUGGUUGAAACCCAGCUCGUCACGGCCCUACGCGCCAUUCCGACCUUCUCAUCGCCAUCUCUCCCUAUCGAAUUGCAUACUUCCUCCGCAGACUCCUCUGACGAACGACGCCUCUACAUCCUCCUGGUCGCACACACCUCCGACGCUACGCCCUGGGGAGAGACUACCUCGGGCCAGGCCGCAAGGUGA
This is a messenger RNA of Fonsecaea monophora, 1146 nucleotides long. RefSeq lists its product as hypothetical. The transcript has a single exon. Gene Ontology annotation, cellular component: nucleus. The coding region runs from base 1 to 1146 and encodes 381 amino acids. Gene Ontology annotation, biological process: RNA processing. The record is from RefSeq and is a predicted model, not a curated record. Gene Ontology annotation, molecular function: RNA-3'-phosphate cyclase activity. Lineage: Eukaryota; Fungi; Ascomycota; Eurotiomycetes; Chaetothyriales; Herpotrichiellaceae.